Messenger RNA from Salvelinus sp. IW2-2015, 1625 nucleotides. Lineage: Eukaryota; Metazoa; Chordata; Actinopteri; Salmoniformes; Salmonidae. The record is from RefSeq and is a predicted model, not a curated record.
GUCCUCAAGUCAGAGACAGACACCAAGAUCUUAACUGUACACACAGGAUCUGACCACAGAUCAGACCCAGAGAGACUAGGGCUGGGGAGACUGGGCUGUCGUCCUGCUCCCAGCUCAGAGUAUUUACCGGUAUUUCACCAGAGGACGGUUUAUUCCUGUGGGGAUGGUGAUGGUGACGCAUUCGACACUGGCGGGGAUGAUCCGUCUUGUUCUUACGCUACAGAGAUGGAACCAGGCAACAUAUCCUUGGGUUUAGAGACACAAACUGAUCUGUCUAGAGGGGACUGGAACCGGUACAGUAGUAGUGUAUACUCUGAAGGGUGCCUAGAUAAGAAAGGGGAGGUUAUAGUGGUAGAUGAGGUGAAAGUGGAGGGUGACGUUCCUCCCACAUGGAAUGCAGAUCGUCACCUAGGAGACAGACACUCACAGGGCAGAGAUUUCUUAGAUUACAGGGAAAGGUUAGAGACAGAUCCAAAUGUCGCCACCCACUCCAUUUUACACACGUUCAGGGAUUGUGAUCCAGAGUCCACAUCGAUGGGGCAUUCCGAUUCACACGGCCUCGUCCUUUUCGAUCAGGUAUUGAACUCAAACGACAGGGCUAGAGCUCAGGGAGGGGGAGACACAUCAGGCAAUAGUAAAGAGAAACGGUUCCUCUGCAUGUUCUGUAACAAAGGCUUCAGCUGCCCCCAGAAGGUGGAGAUCCAUCAGAGGGUCCACACAGGGGAGAAACCAUUCAGCUGCCCCCAGUGUCACAUGUGCUUCGCCCAGGCCUGCAGCCUGAAGAGGCACCAGAGGGUCCACACAGGGGAGAAACCCUACAGCUGCCCCCAGUGUGAGAAGAGGUUCUCUCGCCAGCACCAGCUGAAGACUCACCUGAAGGUCCACACGGGUGAAAGGCCAUUUGCCUGUACGCACUGCGGGAAGAGGUUCUCAGAGAGAAGAUGCCUAAGGAUACACCAGCAGAAAAACCAUUCCACUCUAUAACAUAGAAAGCAACCAUUCCACUCGAUGGCUUCUGAUGUUUAGAUUUAACCCUGCAUUAAAGGUAGACUCAGCGAGAUGAUGAAAAGCACAAAGUAAAAACAGCAGUAAUGGGUCAAUUUCCGCAACAAGAACGUUGAAGCGAGAGGCUAAACUUCUCUGUGGUUUUGGUCCCGCAGCUGUGCGCAUGCGCAGGCACUCUUUGUGACUAGGUGAGACCAAAGUCUUGCAUCGCACUCAUCGCACUCAUCGCAAUAUCUGUGGUGCUGCUCCUGGAAACCUCAUAAUACUGAGUCUUCCUUUAAAGACGAAGGUUUAUUUUCAUUGUUGUCAGCAGAAAAGAUCCACAGAUGCAUUUGGAAUAACGAGAGUAAAAGAUUUCAGUGUUGAAUAUUCCUGAGUAAAAUAUUGCUUGCAGACAUUGUGUGAUAAUAAGCAUAAAAAGUCUAUUACAUAUUGUGUUGGUACUGUGUAGGCUAUAUGAUGUUAGGAAAUGCCUAUUACAUUACUUCCAUUCAACUACUAUUUUUUUCCCAAGACACUUUUAAUGAGAAAAUGAAUGCAUCAUUUUAGUUAAGACGUAUUUGUGGUUUUCAUAUGAUGUAUUUAAAACUUGUUUAAUAAACACAAAAUGGGACUUUUCA